CGAAAAUGAAAAUAGAUUAUCCAAAAUUUCCCCAAAACACUGUAAUCAAUUACGCACUAACCGCAUCAUCUUCUAUCCCGAAGCUCCAAAAAACACACCAGCUAGCAGAGCAACCGUUGGUCUCUCUCCUCAAGCUUCAGAGACCAUUGUAGGCAGAGCAACCAUCAGUAGAGUGACUGUGAAACCCUACUCCCACUCCCUGGCCCUAGCUCUCAUUUGUCGCCACGAGCUCUUAUAUCGUUCUCUGGUCUCUCUUCAAAUCCAUUUGGGGAGGAACCCGCAAAUGUUCGCCAUUAAAGCCAGGAAACUGCUUGGAGAGGGUUUCCUAUGGAGACAUUAUUUUGGGGUGGCUGUGAAGUCUUCAAAGAGAGAAAAGAAGCUUGCAUAUGACCAUAAGGUAUGCCAAUUGCUGGAUCAAUACAACCAGGUUCUAGUUGCAGAGGCUGAUAAUAUAAGAUCCAAUCAAUUGCAAAAUGUUCGCAAGGGAGUCAGCCAGGAUUCAGUGGUGAUAAUGAGCAAGAACACUGUGCUAAGGCAAACCAUUAAGGCUCAUGCUGAGAAGACAGGAAACAAGGCCUACUUAAAUCUCAUUCCUCUUCUUUAUGGAAACGUCAGUCUCAUUUUCACUAAAGGUGACCUCAAGGAAGUGCAUGAUGAGGUUGCCAAGUUCAAGAAGGGAGUAAAGGCGGGAUCUGCUGAGUCUUCUUUGCUCACAAAGCUGGGGAUGAAGCCGUACUCACUCGUGGUUCACUCGGUGUACGACAAUGGCUCAGUGUACAGACCUGAGGUUCUCGAGCUCACUGAGGAUGAGAUUUACAAGAGUGGAGCUUCCAUUUUAGCUUCAUUAUCUAUGGCCCUUUCAUACCCCAUUGUGGCUUUAUGGGCAGCUUCACCACCCAUAGGUAUGGAUGGGUCUAAGAAUGACAUGACCAUGAAUGCUCAGCCAGAGAAUUCAAGCUCUCAGGCUCAAAAUGUCCAGUAGUAUGUUGAAGUAAUGGUAUUGGAUUGGUGGUUUUGUUUUAUCAAGUCAUUGGAUGAUUUUGGGUUUUUGGGUCUCUUUCUCUCUCUCUCUCUUAAAUUGCUUAGUUGGCCAUGCGACACAGUUACAUAUCAAUUACUAAGAGGUUGGAGUGAAAAAA
Amborella trichopoda is the source of this 1139-nucleotide messenger RNA. RefSeq names its product large ribosomal subunit protein uL10. Gene Ontology annotation, cellular component: cytosolic large ribosomal subunit. Gene Ontology annotation, molecular function: structural constituent of ribosome; large ribosomal subunit rRNA binding. The record is from RefSeq and is a predicted model, not a curated record. Gene Ontology annotation, biological process: cytoplasmic translation; ribosomal large subunit assembly. NCBI's taxonomy places the organism in Eukaryota, Viridiplantae, Streptophyta, Magnoliopsida, Amborellales, Amborellaceae.